This is a messenger RNA of Daldinia loculata, 1429 nucleotides long. RefSeq names its product NAD(P)-binding protein. The record is from RefSeq and is a predicted model, not a curated record. The coding region runs from base 426 to 1337 and encodes 303 amino acids. Lineage: Eukaryota; Fungi; Ascomycota; Sordariomycetes; Xylariales; Hypoxylaceae. Gene Ontology annotation, molecular function: oxidoreductase activity. The transcript is spliced from 2 exons.
UAACAAUUUUAACCCACUAUUAAUGUUCAGAAAUAGAACAGUAGCCAUAAUUUGAAGGUCACAAGAAGAAGAGGUAUUCUGCUAAGCCACUCGGGUGAGAUACCUCUUACUGAAACUUUUUUGGUCGCACAAACGGCGGACAAUAAAUUCCAAUUCGGGACUGUUUGUCCCAUAAUUUUGGUGCCGUCUCCGCCGGAGAUAGCAACCAAUUCAGAGAGCGCCGCCCGAAACUAGCGGAGUAAGAACCGAACCACUUAAAGAAAUACCGGCUUUUACGGUCGCGGACUUAUCGCGUCUUUGAGGCUCAGUCUCGCCGGACUAUAGCGCCGUUAUACGCUACUAUACACAGGGCAUCUCUUGUUGUUAAAAGCACAACGUUAGACGAUGAGUUUUUCUCGGUUUAAGCCGGAUCGCAUUCACUGCUAAUGAAGAAAGCCUUGUCUAAAUUCUUACGCCGUUUCCGACCGGGUCAUUCUCACUCUUCUUUAUCAACUUCUGCAUCACCAUCCAGGGAUCACCCACGUGCUACCGUUUCUCACCCUCACGUCAGCGCAUCCACCAUGGCCUCUAACCCCUCCCCCUCCCCCUCCCCCUCCCCCUCCUUUCGCGGCAAGGUUGCUCUUAUCACUGGUGCUUCCAAAGGCAUCGGCAAGGCCUCAGCUAUCGCACUCGCGCGUCUUGGCGCUACAGUGGUCAUCAACUAUUCUUCGGAUGAGCAAGCCGCGCAAGACGCUCUCGCCGAAGUGCAAAAGCUAGGUGUAGGUGAAGCGCGCCUUGUACGCGCUGACGCUAGCUCCGUGGAAGGUGUGCAGUCACUUGUCAAGCAGACCGUCGACGCCUAUUCUAAGAUCGAUGUACUUGUACCGAACGCCGGGGUCCUACCUAUGAAAGACCUCGAGCAUACCACCGAGGCUGAUUUCGACCGUGCCUUUGCUGUCAACGUCAAGGGCCCCUAUUUUCUCGCCCAGGCCGCCGCGCCGCACAUGUCUCCCGGCUCGCACAUCAUCUUCUUAUCUACCUCAUUGACCACAGCAUCGACUGUCAUGCCGGGAUACCUGCUGUACAACAGUACCAAAGGUGCUGUUGAGCAGAUGACUCGCGUGAUGAGCAAGGAUCUCGGACGCAAGGGUAUCCUCGUCAACGCUGUUGCGCCCGGUCCCACGGGAACCGAGCUCUUCUUUCGCGGCAAGAGUGACGAAUUGCUCAAGACUAUCGCAAACUUUAGCCCCCAGGGCCGCAUUGGUACUCCUGAGGAGAUUGCUGAAGUUAUCGUCUUCUUGGCCCACUCAACCUGGGUUUCGGGCCAGGUGGUCCGCGCUAAUGGCGGCAUGGCUUAACAGGAUCUAGGAAGGCAAGCAGACAAUGGCUGUGGAAAAAAACAGUAAAACGUAGCUUUAGAAUAAGAAUGAAAUUGCCACUUUAAGAACCA